GGGUUGGGCUCCCGCAUCUACGCAUGCGCCAUGAUGGCUGACUUUGUCACCUUUCUCCAGGCGAACAACCUGGAUCCAGCGAGCCCAAUCGCGGAGAUAUACGCAAAUUGCUACUGGGCAGGGUGGAGUUUGACGACAAGAAGUUGCUCCAAACGAACGAUCGAUGAUGUCCCAGUUGGCUCGCUGACCCAUCUCAACCUUGCGUUUGCAUAUAUCGAGCCGGAAACAUUUGAAAUUGUACCCAUGCCACGUACCUCGGACGAUGUCUUCUCUCAGAUCACAAACCUGAAACAAAAGGCGCCAGGUCUCAAGAUCUGGAUCUCGUUGGGUGGUUGGACAUAUAGCGAUAACAAUACCGAUACGCAGGCUGUUUGGGGAGAUCUUGCACGCACGGGCGCCAAUCGGUACAAAUUUGCCGCGAAUCUGCACAAGUUCAUGAAGACAUGGGGAUUUGAUGGAGUCGACCUGGACUGGGAGUAUCCGGGUGCACCAGAUCGCGGGGGUAAACCGGAUGAUCCGGGUAACUUUGUUCUUCUUCUCGAAGCACUCAACACGGUAUUUGAGCUCGCCGGAGAUGAUUAUGGUAUCUCGUUCACCGCACCCUCUUCUUAUUGGUAUUUGCGAUGGUUCAAGAUCGACCUGCUUUGGAAAUACGUUUCUUGGAUCAAUCUUAUGUCUUACGAUCUACAUGGCAGCUGGGAUGCGCCCGGCACUUACAUCGGUCCGUACGUCUAUGCACAUACCAACAAGACAGAGAUCAAGGAAUCUCUUGACUUGUUCUGGCGUAUGGGUGUACCUGCAGAUCGCAUAAAUCUGGGUAUAGGGUUCUAUGGUCGGUCGUACACCCUCGAGGACGCGAAUUGCAACAAGCCUGGUUGCAAGCACUCAGCACCUGGCGUGGCUGGGCAAUGCACCGGUGAAAGCGGUAUACUUUCCUUCGCCGAGAUUGAGUCAUAUAUCAAGCGCUUCAACCUCGAAAAGAUUUACGAUAAGGAGGCUGGAGUGAAGUAUCUGGCUUGGGGCUCCAAUAAUCAGUGGGUGUCUUACGACGACGAAGAAACGCUCCAGGACAAGGUCGAUUUCGCGAAAGAACAAGGUCUGCUUGGUCUAUUUGUUUGGUCUAUAGACCUUGACGACACGGACCACACGGCACUGAAAGCCCUCUUAGGCGGAAAACUCGAUGUCUUUGCUGAGCAAAACGGAUACGAUUCAAGCGCUAUUGAUGAAGGUGAUUUCGGCUCUGCGACAGGAACGGAAUGCGCAUGGUCGUCCUGUGGUACCACAUCGUGUGGUGCUGGCUAUCAGUCAGCUGGCGCUCAGCAAUACUGCGGCAUGCGUGACGGCAAAGCUCAGAGGCAGACUUUGUGCUGCCCUCUGAAGUCAACUCCGGAUCCAAAGAAAUGCAGAUGGUCUGGAGGUCAACAAGGUAUCGAGGGGUUCUGGUGCUCAGGCGCUUGUCACGACGGCGAGAUACCUGUUGUAUCAAGUACGGAGCCCUAUAUCGACGAUGAGCACCUGUCCUGCUGGUUUGGCUUUGCACAAUACUGUUGUGAGAGUUCUACUGGUGGUGUCAACGAUGUAUGUGGUUGGACAGAUGAGUGUCUGAAUUUGAAGGAUGGGAGGCCGCAGAACUCAAACAGUCUCAAAAGCGUCUGUGGAAAUCGCAACUUCGUGACCACCAAACGUGGAACAUGCCAAGGCAACAAGGGCGUCUCCUAUUGCUGCGACAAAGGCAUCGACACAUCUUCGUGUUACUGGAACGAGGGCGGCAAUGUCCCGAUCUGUUCGAACUCGGAGUUUUGCAGUUCAACCACUAGCAAAAUCGACCAGGAUCAGCACGGCGGACCAAAUGGCGAUGGCAAAGGAGAUGGUACACACGAGUGCAAGUACACGAUACCUCAACAGAUGGGCGUCUGGUCGUGGUACAAUGCAGACCUCGCCUUUUGUUGCGAUACUAGAGGCAUGGGCAAGGAAACCAUCAAUCUGCCCGUGCCUUUGAAAAACCUGUUCCCUACCCCUGGACCCGACUCGAACACCGAGAAGAUUACCAUCAAAGUUGAUCAGACAAUGGGUGGCCAAAUCACACCAGGAAAUAGCAACGAUCCUGAUGAUCAUGCCUUUGGCUUUUACAUCAUGUCCGGCCCCGAAGACGAAAUCACGACAGUCAACAAACGCGAUGGCUCACAUUGGGAACUUUUCGACUGCGACAACUCCGUCGGCGAGAAUCGCCAAACUGUGAAGGCGGUAUGUACGGACUCGUCUGAAAACAGUAAUUGCGACAUCAUUUUCACAGGUGGCCUGGAGCACACUGUCGUCGAGAUGCCUAGCGACUGCGGCCCUGGCAAAUAUGCUGUCGCGAGGAAAAUGGAGUCGUCGACCGCGCAUGCCCACAUUCGACACAGACUGGAGAAGCGGGGGCUUAGCGAUGCCGCUGUAUACGACUUCACAUUCGACUACGACUUCACGACGUUCGAAAAGCGCGCUGAUCAGUCUAAUGUUUUGGUACGCAUCGACUAUAGUGACAACCCUGGCUAUUGGGAUAGCAUUAUCGAAGCACCUCCUGGAAAGCACAAGCGCAAACGAGACCUGGAGAUUGAGACAAUGUUCGGUGGCAACAAGAAGGCUUGGCUGGAACACACUUGGCGCAAGGAAAAGCGCGAGCUGCACUACACUGAGUUGCACAAGAGAUGGUGGUCAGGCAGCUGGAAAGAAUGGUGGGACAAACAAAGAGACGUCGACAUCAAGUAUGAGGGUGUCAGGCACCGGGUGCAUGAGCAAUUCAACAUCAAGAUCUUCGAGGAGACCCUGACAGAUUGUGCAGAGUGGGCGGAUGAUCUAUACUUCAAAAGCUGGGUUGAGAUGGAUCUUGACGUCCAAACGGCAGGUGGAGUCACCGUUAUCGGCAAGCUUGGAAACCUUGAAAGUUUCGAGGAGUCUUCCGCUUGGUUCCGCACGGAGGGUCAGGUUACAGCGCAACUCAAGUUCGAAGCCUUUGGCAAGGUGUCCUUCCACACUGGUGAUGUUGAGCUGUUUGGAGCCCACAAUUUUGGCGCAACCUUCCGCGUUCCUGGUUUUGUGACCAUCGGGCCCGAUUUCCGCAUCAUUGGUUCACUUGCUGGAGAAGCACAACUGAAGAUCAAUGCAACGUAUGAGAUGGAGAUGCCUGGGUGGGAUUACUCGAUGCGAUAUCCCAUCCCCGAUGGUGAGGACGACAAACCCGACGAGGAGACCACGAAGAAAGAUGUUUCUGGAUCCGGUGGCCAUGACCCGUUUACUUGGGACCUGGACGCCUCAGGCAAGGUCACUGCACACAUCAUUCCAAAAGUGACAUUCGGCAUUGUGUUUGAUAGCUCUGCAAUAUCUAAUGCUGCGCUCGAUCUGGGUGUCGAUUCGUAUGCGCAGUUGUAUGCGGAUACGAAAGUUGGCAGCAAUCAGCCCUUCAUCUACUGCUACGGUAUGGAUGCUGGUGCAGAGCUCUUUGGAAACAUAGAAGCGCCAACAGUCUUCAAAACCAAGUGGAGCAAACAUUAUUCCCUUUGGAGCGACGAAUAUGCUGUCAUCCCUCGAUACUGCAGCGAUGGGUCUGCAUGGGAGACUUCGUACCCCUUCCCACCUUCAUUACAGGCACUGUUGGUAGAUCGCCCUAACAUGCGACUUACCUACAUCAACAACGAUCGUGGACCUCAUGCAAUGGACAAGGCUAUUCUUUCGUCUUCACAUCUGGACAACCUGGACUUUACUGCUCUUGCAUGCCGACCAGAAGCCGUUUGCCCAUCGGAGAUGUCCGAGCUGAAACAGUGCCUACUCCAAGCCCGCAACCUGAAGACUCUGCGUUUGCAAGUUGGCGCCCUUUCCGGGAGAAGGAAUGACGACUAUCAAGAAAGCCCACUCAAUCUUCCGUUUCAGGACGGUGAUAUGUUCCCGGCACUCGAGGAGUUGACCUUAGAUCCAGAGCAUCAGAACUACUUUCCAACUGCAGAGAGCUGUCAGAUGUGGUCACGUUGCAUGGAUUGGGGUCGGCUACAUACCCUAGAUUUCGGUCACGGUACCCCUACAGCCCUUCUACAAACAUUGACAGGACGUGUCUCACAGCUCAAGACUUUCAACUUCGGCUUCUGGGAAGGUUACACGGGCGCUGCGAGGGCCUGUUGGAACUCGAACAAGGACAUGAAAGUUCUUGAGCAUUUUCUCAAUUCAAUCGAUGCACUGAGAAAUGUGAAGACGUAUUGUCAUAACGACGACCACAUGCAAAUGGUGCGGCCUAAACUUCUAGCCAAGCAUGGACAAAGUCUGCGUAGUUUGGAAGCAAAGUAUUGGAGGAGCGUAGCGUGGGAACCCGAGCACUUUUACAAUCUAGCGGAGACAGCCCGAGGCAUAAAGAUAUUACGAUUGCCAAUGAAAGUGCAGAUAAAGGAGGGAACGAAGAGGUCGAGCGUAUGGCCGGACGAUCAGGCUACAGGCAAGACAUCGGCCGUCGCACGUUUGAAGAAGCUCUUCACCAUUUCUAGCUCGCAGAAGCAUGGUGUUUCGUCGCUGAAACCCUCGGCUCUGUCAUUCUCGCCAUGGACACCGCCGAGCGCCGCGACUCAUCGAUCUGUUCACUCAGCGCUAGCUUCAUUUCGCCAUCUCGAACAGCUUCACCUCACAUGUUAUCUAGAGGUAGACUCAGACCAGCUGAUUUCAUACCCGAAUUCAUGGUCAGUGGGUUCACCUCAGAUCAAAGAGAAGGUUGCCCAUGGAUUAAUGCUGCGCUUAUGGCAUGACUUUGGUCGGGAAAGCGCGAUUCAACAAAUCGAAGUGGCCUUCGUCGCAGCGGGUGGAAGUACAAAGAUAUGGCACUAUACCGUCUCCCGAAAAUGGGAGAAGAGAAGCCCACCUUCCGGGCCUUACGUCGAUAUGCAAGGCUUCAAAGAUUUCGACCUCGAAAAGGAUGUUGGUGACCUCUCGGGCAAGGUUAUCGUGAUAACCGGAGGCACCGCGGGUUUAGGAGAAGAAAGUGUUCGAGCAUUCGCGGCGCACAACCCUUUGCACAUCUAUUUCACAGGCCGGAACAUCAUCGCAGCCAACACAUUAAUCUCCGACAUCAAAGUUAAAUACCCAACAGCAUCGUUGAGCUUCAUCAAGAUGGAUCUCUCAUCUCUUCGCGCUGUCAAGGAAAGCAUAGCGGAAGGGUUCAAACACGAUCGCCUCGACAUACUAAUGAAUAACGCUGGAAUUAUAGCCAAGCCAGCCGCCCUGAGCAUCGAUGGCUACGAGAUCCAGUUUGCGACGAACUACCUCGGCCACGCGAUGCUCACCAAACAGUUGUUACCCGUUCUACUCAAGACAGCCAAAGAUCCCGACUCAGAUGUGCGCAUCAUCAGCACCACCUCUGCGGGUUACGAAUUCCAUCGCGCCAUCAAAGGUGGCAUUUCCUUUGAGGAGCUCGACUCUGGAAGCACAAUGUCCAGGUUGGUACUAGGGGGGUGGAUCCGUUAUGGCCAGUCUAAACUCGCGACUAUCCUUUUCACGAGGGAGCUCGCACGUCGGCACCCAGAGCUGACAUCCGUGGUGAUCCACCCGGGUCUCGUCAAGACACCCAUGAAUACCGAGAUGGCUGGCUUGAGCAAGUUCUUCGUGAAUGUAACGUCCCGGCUUUCGGGCGAAAAGUGGCUUGAGCCGCACCAGGGUGUUCUGAACCAGCUUUGGAGCGCAGCCGGAGCGGAGAAGGGAGCAUUGAAGAAUGGAGCAUACUACACGCCAGUGGGUGUAGAUUCGACGGAAAGAUUGACAGCAGAAGCUAAAAAUCAAGCUCUAGCAGAGAAGUUGUGGGAAUGGACCGAGAAUGUGUUGCUCAAGGUCUGA
Alternaria burnsii is the source of this 5844-nucleotide messenger RNA. Its product is annotated as glycoside hydrolase family 18 protein. The annotation marks the transcript as partial. The transcript is spliced from 15 exons. Gene Ontology annotation, molecular function: chitin binding; oxidoreductase activity; hydrolase activity, hydrolyzing O-glycosyl compounds. Lineage: Eukaryota; Fungi; Ascomycota; Dothideomycetes; Pleosporales; Pleosporaceae. The record is from RefSeq and is a predicted model, not a curated record. Gene Ontology annotation, biological process: carbohydrate metabolic process.